AUGACACAUGGGAUUGGGACAGUAUUGGUUUCCCCGGACAAGCAAUAUAUACCUUUCACGGCUAGGUUGUGUUUCGACUGCACAAACAAUAUAGCGGAGUACGAGGCAUGUGCCCUUGGGAUCCGAGCAGCGAUCGACUUUAGGGUCAAGUUACUCAAGGUAUAUGGGGACUCGGCAUUGGUAAUUCAUCAGUUGAAAGGUGAAUGGGAGACCAGAGACCACAAAUUGGUGCCUUACCAGUCUUACGUCAGGAAAUUGAUGGAACUCUUUGAUGACAUAUCAUUUCAUCACAUUCCUAGAGAAGAAAACCAGAUGGUCGAUGCCCUUGCUACUCUAUCGUCCAUGUUCAAAGUGAGCCCUCACGGAGAUUUGUCAUACAUCGAAUUCAGAUGUCAUGUUGAGCCUGCACAUUGCUGUUUAAUACAAGAGGAGAAGGAUGGUAAACCUUGGUACUUCGAUAUCAAAUGA
Messenger RNA from Glycine soja, 468 nucleotides. RefSeq lists its product as uncharacterized. The record is from RefSeq and is a predicted model, not a curated record. The transcript has a single exon. Gene Ontology annotation, molecular function: nucleic acid binding; RNA-DNA hybrid ribonuclease activity. NCBI's taxonomy places the organism in Eukaryota, Viridiplantae, Streptophyta, Magnoliopsida, Fabales, Fabaceae. The coding region runs from base 1 to 468 and encodes 155 amino acids.